This is a messenger RNA of Mandrillus leucophaeus (drill), 1688 nucleotides long. RefSeq names its product serpin peptidase inhibitor, clade A (alpha-1 antiproteinase, antitrypsin), member 4 (gene SERPINA4). Lineage: Eukaryota; Metazoa; Chordata; Mammalia; Primates; Cercopithecidae. Gene Ontology annotation, biological process: negative regulation of endopeptidase activity. The record is from RefSeq and is a predicted model, not a curated record. Gene Ontology annotation, molecular function: serine-type endopeptidase inhibitor activity.
GGUUUGACCAGUCCUCCUGGGCUUGACAAGACAGAGCUGAGACAGCUACCCAGGGGGUCCACUCCAGGACAGACUGUGCCGCCUGAGAGUGCAGAGGAUGCAUCUUAUCGACUACCUGCUCCUCCUGCUGGUUGGACUACUGGCCCUUUCUCAUGGCCAGCUGCACGUUGAGCAUGAUGGUGAGAGUUGCAGUAACAGCUCCUCCCACCGGCAGAUUCUGGAGACAGGUGAGGGUUCCCCCAGUCUCAAGAUCGCCCCUGCCAAUGCUGACUUUGCCUUCCGCUUCUACUACCUGAUCGCUUCGGAGACCCCGGGGAAGAACAUCUUUUUCUCCCCGCUGAGCAUCUCGGCCGCCUAUGCUAUGCUUUCCCUGGGGGCCUGCUCACACAGCCGCAGUCAGAUCCUCGAGGGCCUGGGCUUCAACCUCACAGAGCUGUCUGAGUCCGACAUCCACAGGGGCUUCCAGCACCUCCUGCACACUAUCAGCCUCCCCGGUCAUGGGCUGGAAACACGCGUGGGCAGUGCUCUGUUCCUGAGCCACAACCUGAAGUUCCUUGCAAAAUUCCUGAAUGACACCGCGGCCUUCUAUGAGGCCAAACUCUUCCACACCAACUUCUAUGACACUGUGGGCACAAUCCAGCUUAUCAACGACCACGUCAAGAAGGAAACUCGAGGGAAGAUUGUGGAUUUGGUCAGUGAGCUCAAGAAGGACGUCUUGAUGGUGCUGGUGAAUUACAUUUACUUCAAAGCCCUGUGGGAGAAACCAUUCAUUUCCUCGAGGACCACUCCCAAAGACUUCUAUGUUGAUGAGAAUACAACAGUCCAGGUGCCCAUGAUGCUGCAGGACCAGGAGCACCACUGGUAUCUUCAUGACAGAUACUUGCCCUGCUCAGUGCUACGGAUGGAUUACAAAGGAGACGCAACUGUGUUUUUCAUUCUCCCUAACGAAGGCAAAAUGAGGGAGAUUGAAGAGGUUUUGACUCCAGAGAUGCUAAUGAGGUGGAACAACUUGUUGCAGAAGAGGAAUUUUUACAAGAAGCUAGAGUUGCAUUUCCCCAAGUUCUCCAUUUCUGGCUCCUAUGUAUUAGAUCAGAUUUUGCCCAGGCUGGGCUUCGUGGUGUUCUCCAAGUGGGCUGACUUAUCUGGCAUCACCAAACAGCGAAAACUGGAGGCAUCCAAAAGUUUCCACAAGGCCACCUUGGAUGUGGAUGAGGCUGGCACCGAGGCUGCAGCAGCCACCAGCUUUGCGGUCAAAUUCUUCUCUGCCCAGACCAAUCGCCAUGUCCUGCGGUUCAACCGGCCCUUCCUUGUGGUGAUCUUUUCCACCAGCACCAAGAGUGUCCUCUUUCUGGGCAAGGUCGUCGACCCCACGAAACCAUAGCCCUCCCAGGGCUGCUCAUCUGUUCCGAGCAGGAGGAUACGGCAGGGGAGGGCUGGGUGUGAGUAGUUCUGUGUUUAGAGUAGGGGACGAGGAAGACGCCGAAGGUCCAGGAGUCCAGGACAGCAGGUGCUGGCCCGUGGGGAGUGGGGAGCGGCACUGAGAUGGGCAGGGCCUGGACAUUCCACACCCUGGCGCUGUGCAGCCUCUGGCAGAGCAUCCAACCUCUUGGAGCAAGUUUCUGCCUCUGGAAAGGGGGCGGGCCCUUUCCACAACAGGGUGGUUGUUCCGAGUAAACAACACGAUGCCA